Molecule: messenger RNA, 891 nt
Organism: Pedinophyceae sp. YPF-701
Lineage: Eukaryota; Viridiplantae; Chlorophyta; Pedinophyceae
Source: the annotation of a GenBank genome assembly
AUGAGCGGCGACGUGGUGCGCGGAACGCGCCUGACGUACGCGAUAGAGUCCGCGGACUGGGUCGCGUCCGACGUGGCCAUUCGGAUCCUGGACGGCGGCAGGCCUUUCGCCAGCGGCGCGAUGCGCGACUGCGUCAGGUGCCAGGAGCUCGACCCGGAUGGCGCUACCAUACCCUCCGUCGCCAAGGCGCUCCGGCCGGGGAGCGGGCUCCCGCCCGCGGCCGUCUUCGACGAGGCCAUGACGCAGGCCGUCGCGGAGGCCUUCGCGCAGGAGUUCAACCGCCGCGUGCAGCCCCUGGGGUUCCCCACUGUUGCGUUCUUGCCAGUGGGCGUCGUGUCGUGCGCGGGGGCCGCGGCGCGGGUGGGCGGGCGGCCGCAGCGCGUGCUCGCGCUGGAGCCGGAGCUGCGGGGGCAGUACGUCAAGUACAACACCAACGACGGCAGCGUCGUGGGAGAUGCCGCGUCGUCGUCGGCGGGCGGCGUGGCGCAGGCGUUCAGCCACUUCACGUACGAGGCGUCCGGGCGGCAGCUCGUGGUGUGCGACAUUCAGGGCGUGGGGACGUGCUUCACGGACCCGCAGGUGCACUCGCGCGACGGGCAGGGCUUCGGCGCGGGCAACUUGGGAGACCGCGGCCUGCGGGCGUUCGCGGCGACGCACCGGUGCGCGGGCGUGUGCAGGGCGAUGGGGCUCGUGCCCGCGCGCAGCGAGACCGCCGGAGAGAGGGCGCGGCUGGAGGUCGACGAGGACCUCGCGUGGCGGCUGGCGCGCGAGGAAGCCGCGGGCGCCGACGCGGGGGAGUGUCGCGGCGCCGUCGGGCUGCAGGAGGUGUGCACGCCCACGUGGUACCGCGCGACAGUCACGCGCGGCGCAGCGCGACUCGGGAUGCGGUGA